CCCAACCCUAUUUUUUUUAUACACUGUGUUUCUUUUCAUACUAAAGCAGAAUUUUAUACUGUUAGGUUCCUUUAGUCUUGCACCAAUCUUGUUUUCUCCUCUCACAAGCCCAGCUAGCCUAGCUAGCUCGCUCUUCGUCUCCCUUGUGCAGCUAGCAGCUUCUUCAUCAGCAGCGGCAUCAUGUUUGAUUUAGAUCUUGAGAGCUGGCUUUCGUAGACGACUCGAGUCGUUGUUUUUUCCUGAGGAAAGGAGAUCUAUCUUGUGAAAAAGAUUGUAUCUUUAGCAGCUUUUGUUGGUGCAGGGAAGAGAUAAGUUGGGAAUCUCGGCGAGCGCUAGAGAAAAAAAAGCUGGAGAUUGAAUAAAAAUCUCAUCUUUGUGUUUCGAGUCGAAGCUUUGAAGAAGAAGAGGAAGAAGAAAAUCUAAUAUCGAGGAGCAUAAGCUGGCAAACAAGUGGUGGGAGCGAGUCGAUGUGCCGGGGAUGGCCGGGAUGGAAUCCGGCACCCAGAGCGGCGGCGGUGGGGGCGGUGGUGGACCUUCACGCUACUUCCAACACCUCCUCCGGCCGCCGCAGCCGCCUCCGCCGUCGACGCACGUCCCGCCACAGGAUUCCAAGUCUUCCCCGGAGAAAAGCCCUAAGCUUUCCCCUGAGGAGCAUGGGGACCAGCCGCCUUCUGACUCCUCCCCGGCCGGGACAUCUGGAGGAGGGGGUUCUGUUCGCCGCGCUCGGGGCCGCCCGGCGGGCUCCAAGAACAAACCGAAGCCACCGAUCAUCGUGACGCGGGACUCUCCCAACGCGCUACGUUCGCACGUGCUCGAGGUCACCGCCGGCGCCGACGUGUUCGAGUGCAUCACUGAGUACGCCCGCCGGCGCGGCCGCGGCAUCUCCGUCCUUAGCGGCACCGGCUCCGUCACCAACGUGUCGCUCCGCCAGCCCGGGGCCUCUCCGCCGGGAAGCAUGGUGGCCACUCUGCGCGGCCGGUUCGAGAUCCUCUCCCUGACAGGCACCGUCCUGCCUCCGCCGGCGCCGCCAGGCGCCGGCGGCCUCUCCGUGUUCCUGGCGGGAGGGCAAGGCCAGGUGAUCGGCGGAGGCGUCGCAGGGCCGCUUGUGGCCACGGGGCCGGUGGUGCUCAUGGUGGCUUCCUUCGCCAAUGCGGUGUACGAGCGGUUGCCGCUGGAGGGCAGCGAGGAUGAAGAGGCCGCCGCGGCGGCCGCUGCACCAGGGCAACAGACAACUAUAUCUCAGACUUCCGGCGUGACGGGAGGCGGCGAAGGCGGCGUCAGCGGUGGAGGCAGCGGCGUCCCGUUCUAUAACUUGAGCGGCGGCUACCAGCUCCCAAAUGACGCCUUCGGUUGGGGUACUGGUGGAGUCAGACCACCAUUUUAAUCAAUUCUAUUUCUCUUUUUCUCCCAUCUAUUUCUGUUCUCUCUCCUUCUACUAAUUAAUCAUUGCUGUGGAUUUGUGUUCUUCCUCUUGAACGAGCUACGCAUCAGUUCUUUCCACGAAACAGGUUCGAAAUGUAGUAUUCAUUGUACUCGUA
Zingiber officinale is the source of this 1538-nucleotide messenger RNA. RefSeq names its product AT-hook motif nuclear-localized protein 25-like. Gene Ontology annotation, molecular function: minor groove of adenine-thymine-rich DNA binding; DNA-binding transcription factor activity. The record is from RefSeq and is a predicted model, not a curated record. The transcript has 2 exons. Gene Ontology annotation, cellular component: nucleus. Bases 479 to 1384 code for a protein of 301 amino acids. Gene Ontology annotation, biological process: vegetative to reproductive phase transition of meristem. Lineage: Eukaryota; Viridiplantae; Streptophyta; Magnoliopsida; Zingiberales; Zingiberaceae.